Messenger RNA from Cicer arietinum (chickpea), 2399 nucleotides. Its product is annotated as serine protease SPPA, chloroplastic-like. Gene Ontology annotation, molecular function: peptidase activity. The record is from RefSeq and is a predicted model, not a curated record. Lineage: Eukaryota; Viridiplantae; Streptophyta; Magnoliopsida; Fabales; Fabaceae. Gene Ontology annotation, cellular component: membrane.
CGGUUGACAUAAACGAAGACGUGGAAAAAAGUAGACCUUGUCGUCAGCUCAUCACUCAUCUCAUUUCACUUCACUUCUCUUUCGUUUCCUUCUUCUUCCUACUUUUCUGUUCCUUCAUUUCAUUUCAUUUCAUUCGUAUACUGGUUCUCACCAACUACAAUUGAAUUUGUCACACACACCCAAAAAUGUUGACGCUGCUUCUACCCACUCCUCCUCGCCUCACCUCAAUUCACCGCCGCAACACGUUAUCAUCGCCAUCUUCUACUUCCGCACUUCAAUUUCAUCGUCGAUUCUCUUCUUCUUCUUCUUCUUCUUCUUCUUCAUUUCUCUCUCUUCCCCACACUACUUCAAGAAGAUGCAAUUCUCUUCGCGCUUUCGAUUCUUCCUCCGACUCCAAAAUUAAAGAAGAAGAUAAAGAAGGUGCUAUUGACGGUCAAAAUGUUAGAAUCGCUGAUGAGGAUUAUCCGAGUGGUGAGUUCGAAUUCGAACCUAUUACUGGGUGGAGGAACUUCCUUGUUAAGGUUAAGAUGUUGAUUGCGUUCCCUUGGGAACGUGUUCGUAAAGGAAGUGUCCUCACAAUGAAGCUUCGUGGCCAGAUAUCUGAUCAAGCGAAGAGUAGGUUCUCUCCGGGACUUUCUCUACCCCAAAUUUGCGAGAAUUUUUUGAAAGCAGCCUACGAUCCUCGGAUUUCUGGGGUCUAUCUCCAUAUUGAUAGUUUAAACUGUGGGUGGGGUAAAGUGGAAGAAAUUCGAAGACACAUAUUGAAUUUCAAAAAAUCAGGAAAAUUUGUUGUGGCUUAUGUUCCUACAUGUCAAGAAAAAGAAUAUUACCUUGCGAGUGCAUGUGAAGAGAUAUAUGCCCCUCCAAGUGCUUACUUUUCUUUGUUCGGAUUGAGUGUUCAAGCCUCAUUCCUCAGAGGUGUUUUAGAAAAUAUAGGAAUUGAACCACAAGUGGAAAGGAUAGGCAAGUACAAAAGUGCAGGAGAUCAACUAGCUCGAAGGACCAUGUCUGAUGAAAAUUGUGAGAUGCUGACUGCAUUGCUUGAUAACAUCUAUACAAACUGGCUGGAUAAAGUCUCUUCUGCCAAAGGAAAGGGAAGAGAAGAUAUUGAGAAGUUCAUAAAUGAAGGUGUUUAUCAAGUUGAUAAGCUGAAAGAAGAAGGCCUUAUAUCAAAUAUAAUCUAUGAUGAUGAGGUUACUGCCAUGUUGAAGGAGAGGCUUGGAGUGAAAACAGAUAAAAAUCUGCCUAUGGUAGAUUACAGGAAAUACUCUCGUGUUAGGAAAUGGACAGUUGGAAUAUCAGGUGGCAAAGAACUGAUAGCCAUCAUUCGGGCCUCAGGUAGCAUUAGUCGAGUUAAGAGUCAAUUAAGUAUCUCUAGCUCAGGCAUCAUUGCUGAGGAGUUUAUUGAGAAGAUUCGCACUGUCAGAGAGUCGAAAAGAUUUAAGGCCGCUAUUAUCAGAAUUGACAGUCCUGGAGGUGAUGCUCUUGCUUCUGAUUUGAUGUGGAGAGAAAUUCGUCUUUUAGCUGCUUCAAAACCUGUCAUUGCUUCAAUGUCUGACGUGGCAGCAAGUGGAGGAUACUACAUGGCAAUGGCAGCUCAAGCUAUUGUUGCAGAAAGUCUUACCUUAACGGGUUCAAUCGGAGUGGUCACAGGAAAAUUUAACCUUGGGAAACUAUAUGAGAAGAUUGGAUUUAAUAAAGAAAUCAUAUCAAGGGGAAGAUAUGCUGAGGUCCUUGCUGCUGAACAACGUUCUUUUAGACCAGAUGAAGCAGAGCUAUUUGCCAAAUCUGCACAGAAUGCUUACAAACAAUUCCGAGACAAGGCAGCUUUAUCCAGAUCAAUGACUGUGGAUAAGAUGGAGGAGGUAGCUCAGGGGAGGGUUUGGACUGGAAAAGAUGCAGCAUCACAUGGUUUGGUUGAUGCUAUUGGUGGCCUUUCACGAGCUAUUGCCAUAGCAAAGUUGAAGGCGAAUAUACCUCAAGACAAACAGGUUACUGUUGUGGAGAUAUCCAGACCCAGUCCCUCUCUACCUGAGAUUUUAUUAGGUGCUGGGACUUCCCUAACUGGAGUAGAAAACACGUUGAAGGAAUUGCUACAUGGGUUGACAUUUUCCGAUGGAGUUCAAGCCAGGAUGGAUAGAAUCGUGUUUGGUUCAUCAGAAGGCACCAACCUCAUUUUGUCAAUCAUAAAAGAUUAUCUUAGUUCCCUGUAGUUUUUUUUCUUCAUAAUUCAUUGCAUACAUUUUAUCUUAUUUUGCUUCUAUAGUUUCCUUGUAUUAGGGAUAGCAGACGACGAAAGUCGUCUUGAUAAAAUUCUGUCUGACAAACAUUGUACGUACAUAUUGUAAAUUUGUAAAGUUUAAAGCAUAGUUUUACGGAUCACCUUAGCAUACCUUAAA